GAUGAGCCUGCUCAUCUCUGGCUGUGAACAGAUAAACACUGGAUAACAUCUGUUUGCUCACUGGAUGAUUAUUUGGUAAUCGUGAACUGGAUCAAGUAACACGUAGGGGAAUUUAUAGAAUUCGUGUGAAUUCUUUAAAACAGUGACGUAAAUUAAUAUAUAGAUGAAAAGAUAUGAAAUAAAUGAAAACUGACUUAAGGCGCCUUAAAAUUGUAAUGAAGUAAACACGUGAUCAAACUAUUUUAUACGAAAAAGGAACAUUCCAUUUAUUUUUAUUUAUUUUCCUCUUACAUAGCGUUAAAUACUCAAUCGAUUUAAAGACUAUUUAAAGAGUUCACGGAGAGCAAGUUUUAGAUUAAAAAUGAGUACUGCAAAUAGUUCUGUUCAUCUAACAAGUGGUUAUUCUAUGCCUCUCAUUGGAAUUGGGACAUUUAAAAUACGAGACAGGGAUACGAUAUAUCAAGUCCUCGAUGAAAGCUUCAGAGUUGGGUUCCGAUUAAUCGAUACAGCAGAAGUAUAUGGAAAUGAAGCAUUCAUUGGAAUUGCAUUAAGGGACCUUCUACCAAAGUAUGGUCUAACUAGAGGAGAUAUUUUUAUUACUAGUAAACUUUCUCCCAGUAAUAAUGGUUAUCCUAAAAGGAUAAAUCAGGCUAUUCAAACAACUCUCAGAUCACUUGGUACAUCGUAUCUAGAUUUGUAUUUGAUUCAUUGGCCAGGUGCAGCUGGUAUACCGGAAGGUUCAACUCAGAAUACAGAAUUUAGAAAAUUGACUUGGGAUGUGUUGAUGCAACUCCAAGAUCGAGGCAUUAUUAAAUCCAUUGGAGUCUCAAAUUAUACGAUUAAUCAUCUUUCAGAAUUGAUGAAAAAUCCAGGGUCUGUAGUGCCUGCUGUCAAUCAAGUUGAAUGUCAUCCGCAUUAUCGCCAACAAGAAUUAAGAGAAUUCUGUAAUAAGGCAAAUAUACAUGUCCAAGCAUAUUCCUCGUUAGGAACUACUGGCGGCAUUGGUUUAUUAAACGAUCCAAUAGUUAAUAUAAUUGCUUCUGAAAUUGGAGUUACUAGUGCACAACUUUUGUUGAAAUGGGCUUUACAACAAGGAAUCGGGGUAAUACCUAAGGCAACAAAAAAAGAACAUAUUAUAGAAAAUAUUCAGCUGGAUUUCAUGAUCAGUGACGGGCACAUGAAUAUUUUAUCAAAUUUACCUCAAGAGAAAUAUACAUGGAAUCCAGAAAAUGUUUUUUGAAUGAAACCUCU
Messenger RNA from Orussus abietinus, 1251 nucleotides. RefSeq names its product aldo-keto reductase family 4 member C8. The record is from RefSeq and is a predicted model, not a curated record. The coding region runs from base 362 to 1240 and encodes 292 amino acids. The transcript is spliced from 7 exons. Lineage: Eukaryota; Metazoa; Arthropoda; Insecta; Hymenoptera; Orussidae. Gene Ontology annotation, molecular function: oxidoreductase activity.